Molecule: messenger RNA, 1998 nt
Organism: Rotaria sordida
Lineage: Eukaryota; Metazoa; Rotifera; Eurotatoria; Philodinida; Philodinidae
Source: the annotation of a GenBank genome assembly
AUGAUUAUUUUAAUUCUUGUUCUUGUGAUUUCUAGUAAUGAACAACAACGUAUGCUUAAUAUGACUUCAUCAUCUUCCUUAAGUUUAGAUACUUUAGUUAAACAUGAUGAUGAAGAAGAAUGGUUGACAAUUGAUGAAAAAGAUACUAAAUUGAAUUACAAUGAUACAUUUGAAAAUGAUGAGUUUGCUCCGAUAAAAAGUUCUCAACUAACAGAAAAAGAGAUUGCAACAGCUCUCGUCAUGUUGAAAGCCCGACAUAAACUUUCGAAUAUUUGUCUGAAACAUAUAUGUUAUCUUUUACGUUUAUUAAAAGUUCCCAAUGCUCCAAAAAGUUAUUCUCGAAUUAUGCGUAUUUUUCAUCGUGAAACUCAGACAAGUGAUAAAUCAACAAUUAUUAACAUUUGUAAUGAGUGCAAUGAAACCUGCACAACUGCUAUUCAUUGUGAUAAUGUUGAAUGUAGUCAACAUGAGUAUUUUAAAAAAACUCCUUUAAAAUUCGUACAUAUGCCUAUUUUACCACAAAUUCGAAACAUUCUUGCUCGUACACAAUAUUUAAAUUUUGAACGUCAAAAUCAAUCCACAUACACAAUCGAUGUUAUGAAAGAUAUUACUGAUGGAGCAGCAUAUGGUCGAAUUUUAUUAGAACAAUCACAAACAAAAUUUAUAUCUCUAUUAAUGAAUAUUGAUGGAAUUCAGAUAGCUAAAAGCUCGAAUGCAUCUUUAUGGGUGAUAAGUUUUGUUGUUAAUGAACUUAAGCGUGAUGAAAGAUUUAAAAUGAAAAAUAUUAUAAUUGCCGGAGUAUCGUCCGGUAAAACAAAACCAUCACGAGAUCAAAUGUACACUAUACUUACUCCUAUUGUAAAAGAACUGAAAGAGUUAGAAAAUGGAAGAUAUUUUGAUUUAAAAGCAUCCAAUGGUGAUCUUGAACCACUUCGAGUGUUUCUGUUAGCAGCUUGCUUAGACAAGCCAGCGCAAGCGAUUACUCAAAAUUUAAAUGAACCUAUUGGAGCGUAUGGCUGUGGUCGCUGUGAAUUGGCUGGUCAAACGGUUCAUAUCGAUGAAGGCUCAAAGAAUAAGAUUAGAGUAUUUCCGUUGUUACCUCAAAUACAAAUUCAACCUCGUCUUCGAUCAAAUUUUACACAUGAUGAAAUUGUUAAUAUUGACGAAAAUGAUAAACCUGAUGAUAAAGAACAAUUACGUGAUAUGAUGAGAGGUCAUGUUGGUCCAUGUGUAUUAAGACCUCUAAAAUAUUUUGAUGUCGGUCAUAGUUUUUUAUCGGAUACACUUCAUAAUGUGUAUCACGGUGUCAUGCAUUUAAAUCCUCUUUAUCCACAAAGAACACUAACAGGUUCAAUUCAUGCUACUCGACGUCAUGGUACUGAAAUUGAAAACAACAUUCGAAUACUACGUGAAGCAUGCAUUGAAGCUGAACAAUCUGACUUUAAUCUUUCAUUACGCAACUUUAUAGAAAAUAUACACAGAACUAAACGAACAGUUAUAUGUGAUUCUCAAUUAGAAACUAUUAAAACUCAAGUACGUGUUUGUACUCGAGAUGCUGAUCCUGUUGCAUUAAAGCAAAUACAAGAAUCAAUAAACAAUAAUAAUAUUGAACUAUUUAAAACAUGCUAUGUUGGCUCUAAUCGGUUUACUACUUCAUCAAGUCAUGAAGCAUCCAAAUUUACCGAUUCUUGUAUCUUAUUUGUUGUUAAUUGUAAAUUACGAUUAGGUUUCAUACGUCGUAUUAUUCGUAUCAACUGCACAAAAGAAUGUCCGUACUUAUGUCAAGUGCAACCAGUAACCAUUAACUCAUAUCUUGAUAUUAAUAUAAAUGGAGAUAUUAUAACUUGCAAAAACGUUCUUUUUGGUAAUUUAGAAUCGUGCAACAUGUACAUGUACAUCAAACCGGAACAAAUUAUUGAGAAAAUUAUUCAUGUAUUUGAAAAACAGUCAAAACAAUAUAUAUUUUUUCGAUUUCCAAAUUUAGUUGAAUCUUCAUAA